Messenger RNA from Metarhizium acridum CQMa 102, 570 nucleotides. Lineage: Eukaryota; Fungi; Ascomycota; Sordariomycetes; Hypocreales; Clavicipitaceae. The record is from RefSeq and is a predicted model, not a curated record.
AUGAGCCAACUCGAUAAAUGGAUGAUAGGCGGCAAAAUAUCCAAGCUCGUCAUUGUCAUUACGGACAAGGACACUGGAGAGCAUGUCGAGCGUUGGCAAUUCGAUGUAGGUCCUUGCGUCGGCCCCGCGGCACAAGACUUCCUUCACACCACCUGCCAGCCUCCCCUCCCUUGGAAGCCCAUGGCUAACAACGAAAUUGCAUUUGACCAGGUUCAAAUCUCACAACCAGCGGCAAAACCCAAGUCGAAAUCAGGUCCCAAACCCACCGAUCAGGAAAACGUUGCGCCGCCAGCAGCCGCAGCCGCCCCAGAAAAAACCGAAGCCGAGAUUCAAGCCGAAAUCGCCGCCAUUUUUCGCCAGAUUACAGCCUCUGUCACUUUCUUACCACAACUCAGCGGCGACUGCACGUUUAAUGUACUCGUCUAUGCUGAUGCGGACAGUGACGUUCCCGUCGAAUGGGGCGAUUCGGAUGCCAAGGAGAUUGCCAACGGCGAACAUGUCCAGCUCCGGGGGUUUAGUACGGCAAAUCAUCGUGUAGAUACUCUCGUCAGCUACAGGUUGGGAGACUAG